UUUCUUCUCCCUUCACUCUCUAAACCACCAUGUCAGUCUACUCUCUCUCCGCUGCCGCCGCCGUCCCCGCCGGCACGGCCAUUUCCUCCGCCGGAGCUCCUUCCCCGUACUCCUCCUCCUUCCUCCACCUCCUUCCAAUCAAGCGGUUCUCUUCUCUCUCGCUCAAUGCUCUCCCUCCAUCCUCAUCCAAACCCUCGCAAAUAUCCGCCUCGAUGGAGGCAGGAAUCGGCGUCAUGGGAACAAAAUUGGGGAUGAUGUCCUACUUCGAUCCCUCCGGCAAGGUCAUCCCCGUCACCGUCGUCGGAUUCCGCGAGGGAAACAUCGUGACUCAGGUGAAGACGGAGGCGACGGACGGAUACAGCGCGGUUCAGGUCGGGUACCGGAGAGUGCGCGACCGGAAAUUGACGAAGCCGGAGCUAGGUCACCUCGAGAAGUCGGGAAUCAUCCCGCUGCGGCACCUGCAGGAGUUCCGGCUGCAGUCGGUCGAAGGAUUCGAGCCGAACCAACGCCUAGCGGCGGCGGAAUUGUUCAAGGAAGGCGAUCUGGUAGAUGUUUCUGGAACCUCCAUUGGCAAGGGUUUUCAAGGUGGUAUCAAGAGGCAUAACUUCAAGAGAGGUCUUAUGACUCACGGUUCAAAGAGCCACCGGCAGCUCGGAUCCAUUGGUGCCGGGACUACUCCCGGACGAGUGUACAAGGGCAAGAAAAUGCCCGGGAGAAUGGGGGGCGGCAAGACUAAGAUUAGGAAGCUGACGGUUGUCAAGAUCGACAAUGAUCUCAAUGUUGUGAUGAUCAAAGGUGCCGUGCCAGGUAAGCCCGGAAAUCUUCUUCGCAUUGCACCGGCUAAGAUUGUGGGUAAAAAUAUACCAUAGAUGUAGUCUUCUUAUCUAUAAAUUAUCUUGUGAUGUUAUGUGCAAUUUAUGCCGUCAAUGUGUAGUGUUCUGUUUUCGGAUUCUUGAUUGAGCUUAGUUUGUUGUGGCCAUGUUGUAUGGCGAUAGGCACAAAUUGUGUCGAGGCAACCUUACUACAUGUAUUAUUGAUGCAUUCCAGAUUAACUUCAAUAGGAGGAUAAAUUGUUCUGUUCCGAA
Messenger RNA from Andrographis paniculata, 1085 nucleotides. RefSeq names its product 50S ribosomal protein L3, chloroplastic. The coding region runs from base 30 to 869 and encodes 279 amino acids. The transcript has 2 exons. Gene Ontology annotation, molecular function: structural constituent of ribosome. Gene Ontology annotation, cellular component: ribosome; chloroplast envelope. Gene Ontology annotation, biological process: translation. NCBI's taxonomy places the organism in Eukaryota, Viridiplantae, Streptophyta, Magnoliopsida, Lamiales, Acanthaceae. The record is from RefSeq and is a predicted model, not a curated record.